Molecule: messenger RNA, 579 nt
Organism: Perkinsus marinus ATCC 50983
Lineage: Eukaryota; Perkinsozoa; Perkinsida; Perkinsidae
Product: HSP90 co-chaperone, putative
Exons: 6
Coding region: 1-579 (192 amino acids)
Biological process (GO): chaperone-mediated protein complex assembly; protein folding
Cellular component (GO): cytosol; nucleus
Molecular function (GO): Hsp90 protein binding; protein-folding chaperone binding
Source: RefSeq, a predicted model, not a curated record
AUGUCCGCGGUUAAUACCACACUUCGGCCUACUCUCAAGUGGGCUCAGCGUGCCGAGCACAUAUGGCUUACCGUGGACCUUUCUGGCGUACAAGACAUGAAGGUCGACCUCCAACCUACCUGCUUGAGCUUUUCCGGAGUCUCCCACGGCGACAAGUACGCCUUCGAGAUCACUUUUUUCGCAGAGAUAGUUCCAGCAGAUUCUAAAUAUUCCCAGAAGAGACUUGUUGAGUUCUGUCUCAAGAAAAAGGACGAUGAUGAGUGGCCUCGUUUAACGAGUGAAAAAAUCAGAGCCUCCUGGAUUCAAAUCGACUGGGCACGAUGGGAUGACGGUGAAGAUUCUCAACAGUCCGGAAACCCUUUCGAUAUGGAGGGUAUGGAGAAUUUUAUGAGUCAAGGAAAUCCGGGAGCUCUUCCCAACUCGGAUGAUGAGAGUGACGAUGAAGACCUGCCAGACCUCGACGAGCCGGUGGUUACUACUGAGAAGAAAGUAACGACCGGUGUGGUAGAGGAGGCUCAUAACAAGGAGAAUGACAAGGCAGCAAACAUUACUAACGUACUCUUAUGGGAAGCGGAAUGA